Molecule: messenger RNA, 1702 nt
Organism: Physella acuta
Lineage: Eukaryota; Metazoa; Mollusca; Gastropoda; Physidae
Product: solute carrier family 25 member 3
Biological process (GO): mitochondrial phosphate ion transmembrane transport
Cellular component (GO): mitochondrial inner membrane
Molecular function (GO): phosphate transmembrane transporter activity
Source: RefSeq, a predicted model, not a curated record
AAAUAAUUGUGAAAUUGGAAAACUAAUGUCCGAUUAGAUCUAGAUCUCGCGAGCUUUGUGUAUCCACGUGAACUGUUCACUACGAACCUUCGCCAUCACCGGUUAAGAAUGUCGAACUCACUGGUAACUGCGUGCCGAAACAAUAUAUUCGGAAAUCCCUUUUUUACCAAAGCCCAAUGUGAAAGUAAUGUCAACCCAACAAGAACAAUUUCUGCUGCUGCAGGGGAAGACUACAGCUGUGAGUUCGGAUCUUCCAAGUACUAUCUCCUAUGUGGGUUUGGUGGCUUGCUCAGUUGUGGCAUCACCCACACAGCUGUCGUACCUCUUGACAUGGUGAAAUGCCGAAUUCAGGUUAACCCUGCCAAGUAUGGAGGUAUUGUUAAAGGAUUCAAAGUCACCAUUGCUGAGGAAGGAGGAAGGGCUCUGGCUAAAGGUUGGGCACCAACAUUCUUUGGCUACUCAAUGCAGGGAAUCUGCAAAUUUGGAUUUUAUGAGGCCUUCAAGAUUUUGUAUACUGAUUUACUUGGAGAGGAAAAUGCCUACCUGUGGCGUACCAGCGUGUAUCUGGCUGCUAGUGCAUCAGCUGAAUUUUUUGCUGAUAUUGCUCUUUGCCCCAUGGAGGCAGUGAAAGUUCGUAUUCAAACUCAGCCUGGAUGGAGCACAACCCUCAGAGAAGGCUUCCCUAGAAUCAUGAAGGAUGAGGGUGUUUCUGGAUUCUACAAAGGUCUUGUGCCACUGUGGGCUCGUCAAAUUCCUUACACCAUGAUGAAGUUUGCUUGCUUUGAACGCACUGUGGAAGCUCUGUACAAGUUUGUGGUUCCCAAACCCAGGGCAGAAUGUACCAAGGGUGAACAGCUGGUUGUCACAUUUGCUGCUGGCUACAUUGCCGGUGUGUUCUGUGCUAUUGUAUCACACCCUGCGGAUACUAUUGUGUCCAAGCUGAACCAGGCAAAGGGCAGCAACUUUGUUGAUGUUGCCAAAUCUCUAGGACUUCUUGGUAUGUGGAAGGGACUCUUCCCCAGGAUUAUUAUGAUUGGUACACUCACAGCAUUGCAGUGGUUCAUCUACGACUCAGUUAAGGUGUACUUCCGUCUGCCACGCCCACCACCACCUGAAAUGCCAGAAUCACUGAAACGCAAACUGGGUUUGAAUUAAUGACAGUACAAUUCCUAGAGACAUUAUCACUCAAAUUUUUACUUAGUUCCCAGAUAAGAACAAGGGAGAAAAGGUGAUUGUAUAUUUGCAGUUGCUGUAGUCAUACCAAAAACAGUUGUUAGUGUUUCAAAGUAGUAUGAUGUUGAUUUGUUACAUAAGUGCUGUUAAAGAUUUGUUGUACAAAAGUAUUAGAUGUUCUUGACUGAUACUUUUAUAUAUGUAAUGUCUUGACAAUGCACUUAAGUAUUAAUAGGAUAUUCUGCAAACUUGUGUAACAUUUAAUUUAUAUUUAGUGUUUUUAUUAGUCUUUUAUUUAAUUGGAUUCUAUUUAAAAGAUUUUUGUGAACUGUCCUGUAGCCAAGCGUAUGUCAAAAGUUUUUUUGAUGAGUACACAGCUUAGUUGUAUGGGUGGGAGUUGGUUAUGUGUAAAUGGCUUUAUUUUGGAUAUCAGUUGACUCAUUGCUGUAUAUUUGUUUAUACAGUUGACACAUUUUUAAACUGAAAUUUGAAGCCAGACUAAAUGACAGAAUAAAAAUUGUUUAUAUUA